GACAACGAACAUAUUAGAAUGUGAUAAAGUCGAGAAAUGAUUGGUCGAGACCUGAUGAUAAGAGGUGGAGCGUGCAGCCAUUAACUGUCGGAUUUAUUUGUUAGAAACGACUCAGUAGCUUUACCUACAAGUUCACCAGACAUUCUUCUCGUACUUCAGCAGCCAUGGUUCGAGUCCUGCUCCUCCUGUCUGCCUGCGUCAGUCUCUGUGUCUGCUAUCAGUGUCCAGUCAGCUGGAGUGUUCAUGAAAAUAAGUGCUACACCUAUAUACACCUCCGUCUUCCGUGGAUCGACGCCAUUGGCACUUGCAAGACUCUUGGCGGCCAUCUUGUCGAAAUCAACUCGGCCACGGAGAAUCAUUUUGUGAGUCGACUAAUGCACAGUAAAGGAGUUGUCUGGAUAUGGUUGGGCUUUAACGACUUGGUCAAAGAGGGCCGUUGGGUGUCUGCCACUUCCAACCAACCAAUGGUAUAUCAGUCCUGGGGUUGGGGUGAGCCUAAUAAUAGUGGUAAUCAGGACUGCGGACAAUUGACCAGCAAUGGUGCGUGGGAUGACCUCAGCUGUGACCCCGGCACCAAGUUCACUUUUGUCUGUCAACGCCUGACGGUCUGAACCCUGUGCCAGAUGAUAAUCUUCAGCUGAACACCUAGAGAGAAUUCUUCUAUCAAUAAAAUAAAGAAAAAUUGUCAGCUCAGUCUCCCAGGUGUGAGGACUCAUCGAUCACGACGCCCCCUACACACAAGUGACGUCACAGACGGUGUUAUCACCAGUGUUACACCACGUCCAUGAACGUCACCCUUUCAUCAUUUUUGAAGGUUAACAAGCAAAAAUUGUGUCCAAUGUAACAAAAAUAAUAAUAAACAUUUCUUCACUUAA
Messenger RNA from Pomacea canaliculata, 875 nucleotides. Its product is annotated as CD209 antigen-like. NCBI's taxonomy places the organism in Eukaryota, Metazoa, Mollusca, Gastropoda, Architaenioglossa, Ampullariidae. The transcript is spliced from 5 exons. The record is from RefSeq and is a predicted model, not a curated record. The coding region runs from base 165 to 611 and encodes 148 amino acids.